Molecule: messenger RNA, 2117 nt
Organism: Tetranychus urticae (two-spotted spider mite)
Lineage: Eukaryota; Metazoa; Arthropoda; Arachnida; Trombidiformes; Tetranychidae
Product: acetylcholinesterase-1
Biological process (GO): acetylcholine catabolic process; choline metabolic process
Cellular component (GO): plasma membrane
Molecular function (GO): acetylcholinesterase activity
Source: RefSeq, a predicted model, not a curated record
UUACGAGGAAUAUGCGUCAAUUUAAAAUGCAAAGGUAAAACUCAAUACAAUUGCUAAAUUAUUGAUCAAAAAGCACAAAAAUCGCAACUAUGAGCCACUCGAGUUCACUGUUAACACUGUUUAAUCUAAGUUCGACCAAGCAACUGUUCAAGACGAUAUGUUUGUUGUUUUUAACCAUACAGCUAAAUGUGUUUUUGCCUCAUCGAUUCAAUCUUGGUUACCUGGUGUAUGCUCAGUCUUUAAACACUAGCAAAACAGUUACUGAAGUUGGUAACAAAAAUGCAACAAGUAAUGUCAAUGGUUAUAAAAGCGAUAAACGCACAAACCCACAAGUGAUUUUACCUCAAGGAAUCGUACAAGGGUUUACUCAAUCAGUCAAAAGUGUGAAGGUAAAUGUGUUCUUGGGCAUUCCAUAUGCUGAUCCUCCAAUUGGUGACCAAAGAUUUCGCCCAUCUCAGGUUAUAUCAAAAGUUUCUAAUGAAACCAUUUUAGCAACGGAAUAUGGACCCAAUUGUUGGGAACCACCUCUAGGUCCAUUGGCUGAUCUAAGACGAAGUGGCAACUUGAUGGUGCGAUCAGAAGAUUGUCUCUAUUUGAAUAUAUGGGCACCAGAAAAUGCUUCAAUGGACAAACCUUUACCAGUUUUUGUUUAUGUUCACGGUGGAGUGUUGGUAAUGUAUUCAGCAGGAGACUCAAGAUGGACUGAUGGUCGGUCAUUGGCAGCUUUAGGUAAUAUAAUUGUCGUCACUCUCAACUAUCGCUUGGGAACAUUGGGUUUCCUUUUCAGUGGUAACUCUGACGUUCCUGGUAAUCUUGGUCUGACAGAUCAAUUGACUGCUCUCAAGUGGGUAAAAAAGCACAUCUCAGCAUUUGGUGGCGAUCCAAACAAAAUAACUUUAUACGGAUUGUCUUCUGGUGCCUUGACCGUCUCCAUGCUUUUCUUGUCAGGACAAGUGAAUGAUUUGAUUACAGGAUUGGUGGUUGACUCAGGAGGACCAAGUGCACUUUGGGCUGAUUCACCUGAAAAAUCAUUAGCUCGUUUUCAAGUGAUUGCCUCCAAAGUUGGCUGUUAUAUUCGUGGAACCAAAGUAGACACAGCAGAAAUAGUCGAUUGUCUAAAAUCAAAACCAGCGCUUCUUUUAACCACUGCUGGUUUAGAUCCUGAAAAUAUUGCGGUAACUGGACCAGGACGGCCUGAACCUUUUUUCCCUACAUUAGGAAGCGACUUGUUUCCCCAAAACUCUAUUGCAGAGCUUUACCAAGCGCAUCUUUGGAAGCCCAAUAUUUCGGUUCUUAUUUGGCUUGUUACUGAUGAAGGUUUUGCUCCAGCCACUUAUGGUCAAUUCCCAAAAUUAAUGAAUCCAACAACCUCUGGUUGCUCUCAACAUUUGAUUAACACUCGAAACACACUUCUGCCACCGUCUUCCAAUAGUUCCAGUAUGACAAAAAUUGGUGAUCUGAUUAAAACCUAUUGUAAAGGCUAUGAAAAUGCACCCAUGUCUGCCAUGUUGAGCAACUUCAAUACUUUUCUCGGGGAUUGGUAUAUCACUUGUCCGAGUUAUUAUUUUGCUGACAUAUUGGCUGAAGAUGGACAGAACCAAGUUUACUUUGGUAAAUUUACUUAUUACAAUAAUUCGUUCUUACAAAAAUUGUCUCCUGACUUUACUGGUGGACUUUAUGGAGCGCGCCAUGGUUUGGACAAAAUUUAUCUCAUGGGUUUACCUUACACUCGACCUGAUGACUUCAGUGAAACUGAUCGUGGUCAAAGUUUUCAAAUGAUUACUAUUUACUCACAGUUUGUUAGGAAUGGGAAUCCUGGUUGGACUCCUUACCAAAUAACCUCUAAAGGAAGGAUAAUACCAUUUUUAAGGGAAGUUAAUAGUUUGAAAGAUAUUAAAUUCACAGCAAUUAAUCAAGACAGAGUCAAAUGUUUCGUUUGGAAUGACAUACUUUACAAAAACUAGCGCUCAUUCUGUCAUUGUAUUGUUAAACCGGCAUGUUGAAUCUUUGAUUUUACUCACAAUUUAAACCAAUGAGUUAAUCACAUUUUAAACGCUAACCGUCUAUUCAAGUAAGAAAUCUCAGGCAAUUAAAUAUUGAGAAGAAAUCGUGAUGAA